CUUGAGUCCGCGUAUAGAAAUCAUAUCGAAGACGUGAAAGCAUUCCUUGAAUCAAAGAAUGCCCCGUAUAUUGUGGUUAAUAUAAGCGGCCGUUCGUACGGUUACAAUAGGUUUGGAUCGCAAAUUAAAGUGUUUGAAGGCGGCAUCACUUGGAAGGACGCCAAACACUCUCCAACUCUUGUUUCCAUUCUAUCUUUAUGUCAAUUGAUUCAAAAGUGGAUGAGUUCUGACAAAAAGAAUAUUACUGUUAUUCAUUGCAUGGAUGGAAAAGUUAAUAGCGCUCUCUUAACGACAGCUUUAGUCCUAUGGAUUGACUUAUUUGGUGACUAUAGAACUGCUUUAAACUUUUUUGCGGUUAAACGAAUGCCAAUAGAGUUGACUCCAUCGCAGUCGCGUUAUCUCUCAUAUGUCUCCCGAUUGUGUGACAAACAAUCGAUGAAAUGUUCUUCACGUUCCGAUACUUUUGUCAUUAUUAAGUCGAUUGCAAUGAAAGGCGUUCCUUUAUUUACAAAAUUAAGAGACGGCUGUCGGCCUUUCAUUGAAAUCUUUAUGAACGGAGAGAUAAGGAUUGGUUCGACAGCUAAUGAUUACGAGAAACUUCGUCCGUAUUCGAGGGCUUCGGACAACACUGUUCUCUGGAAUGAGAUUAGAGUUCAAUGCGAUUCCAAAGCAGACAUUUUACUUGUGAUAUCACACGCGAGAUCAACCAUUGGCUCAAAGAUGUUGCAGUCGAAGAUGACUGCCAUCAGAAUGUCUUCAGUUCAGUUCAAUUUGUUUUUCGAACACAAAGGAGUUGUCGGACAACACGUUCUUAAGUUUGAUGUCAACUCUUUGGACGACAUCGAAGAGUUAGAUCGAUAUCCAAAAGAUUUUCAAGUGAUCAUUGAAUAUGAAUUGCAAACUAAUUGCUCGAAUGGUUCUCAAACUUCGGCCAAACCUAAGAAUUUUGAAGAAUAUGAGGCGACUUCUGAACCGAUUUGUAUCUUCUCUAACGAACUAGAGUUAGAAGAAUGUCAGGAAAUGUUUGCGUCUAAGACUGAAAAACCAGUCAAACCCGAGAGACCGGCGCCGCAAAGACCUCCUCCACCGCGAGAGGCAAUCAUAUCAUCGGAACCACAAUUAGUGGCAAAUAUUUCUAAAUCUAAGGGAGAGUCGCCUCCAAACGAAGGCUUCUUUGAAACGCUUGAUUGGGAAGAGAACCGAUUCAGUGAUAAGUCUGAAGAGUUUACUUUGGAUGACAACAUUAUGAAUGAGAAACCAAAGCCUGCGAGACCUCCUGUUAAUGAUCUCCUCCUCAAUCUUAGUAUCGAUGAAACAACGACUCAAAAGCAGAACACAGUUCUAACUAAUAGUGAAUUACCAAACGAUUUAUUCGGAACAACUGAUCCACAGAUGGACUUAUUUACCGAAACUAAUAUUAUUCCCAAUAAUGUUGGCAUUGAUUCGAAUGUCAAUCUUCUUCAAGAUCUAGACUUUAUGAGCGCUAAUACGGGUCCACCGAUGGCUGCUUUCGAUGCGAACAAUGUGUUGAAACCGAGUCCUCCGGUGAUAACACCGACUUCACCACUGUCUGGAGGAAUGGCUUUUAACGCAUCUCUGCAAAGAAACACAUCGACGCCCAACUUAACAAUCUUAGAUCCUUUGGCACAAUUGGGUUCAUUCCUUACAUCGACGGUCACAACCACUGCACCAAACAUUCCACGAGUCAACUCGUAUUCAACAUUUCAAACGGCAAACCUUCCGAAGCCUGACUACAAUCGAAGCAAUUUUAACGAAGUCAAGAACACAACCACUUCUACCGCAUGUAAUGCUAAAGUAUUGGGCAAUGCUUUUGAGGAUCUUUUGGGAGGCUUUAAACCGACUCAAAACGAAACGACAAAUAAAAGUAUUUCUCAAAUGAGAGACGAAGAAAUGCUCAAAGACGGGACAAUAGAUCCGAUGAGACUUAAAGUAAUGAAAUGGAAAGAAGGGAAGACCAGGAAUAUAAGAGCGCUGUUGUGUUCGUUGAAUGUGAUUAUAUGGGAGGGAUGUAAUUGGCAACCAAUAGGAAUGCAUCAAUUGGUGACCGCCAGCGAUGUCAAGAAGUUCUACCGCAAGGCGUGUUUGGCCGUACAUCCGGACAAAUUGGUGGGAACAGAACACGAAGAGAUGGCGAAACUGGUAUUCAUGGAAUUGAACGACGCGUGGAUGGAGUUUGAAAAGCAAAUACAAUAA
Messenger RNA from Medioppia subpectinata, 2214 nucleotides. NCBI's taxonomy places the organism in Eukaryota, Metazoa, Arthropoda, Arachnida, Sarcoptiformes, Oppiidae. The record is from the annotation of a GenBank genome assembly.